Molecule: messenger RNA, 7229 nt
Organism: Ornithodoros turicata
Lineage: Eukaryota; Metazoa; Arthropoda; Arachnida; Ixodida; Argasidae
Product: zinc finger protein 142-like
Exons: 3
Coding region: 571-6744 (2057 amino acids)
Biological process (GO): regulation of transcription by RNA polymerase II
Cellular component (GO): chromosome
Molecular function (GO): chromatin insulator sequence binding
Source: RefSeq, a predicted model, not a curated record
CACAAACUUUGUACGAUGUGCGGCGAAGUUCACGCACUGUUUUGACGAUGGAAAGUCGUGCCAGAGUACUCUUGCAGAAGACGCGAAGAUAUAUCCAUCUCUCCGGAAACCAUGUUGGAGUGAGCCGACGAACGCCAAUGGUAGCUGGCGCAUGAAAUCACAGAUGGAAACAACCGGAUUGCAGACCGAUAUGAGUUAACUUUUCAUUUUACGUUUCUUCUGGUGGUUUGUAAUUUGUAUUUUGGACAUUACACGCAGAAAUGCAUUCGAAACGUGCUUCGUUGUAUGCGAAUUUUCAAGCCGGGUAAUCCGGCAACCUUGUGUUUUUUUUUGUCGUCUGCUUGAUCACUCUGGUAGUUUUCUGGACCCCAAAGACCCUAACCAUGUUCUCAUUGACAGAGUUUUGGUAAUAUGGGAUGUAAAAUCUAGACGAUACUAGGCAAGAGUAAACGACGCUCUCUGAUAAGGGUUAAGGUGGCUACACGGACGGCGGUCUCACGACAGGGCUACGCCGCGUUGCGUUGUCUAGAGUGAGGCGUUUGACUUUUACAGAAUUUCAACUUAUUGUACAUGCUUUUUAAAAGCUUCAAUACGACUUUGUACAUGCCAGAAGACUUGACGGAUUUCUUAGGAAGCACUUGGCGUGCUCAACAUUGGCACCGUCGCAGCAUCCACCGGCUCAACAGCGCCAACGUGUGCGAGGUCUGCGGGCGCCUGUGUGAUAGUCAAGAUGACCUGGUGUCCCACACGUCUAGCGAACACCCAGAGCUUCUGGAUGGGCUGCUGAAGAGGCUAGAAGCAAAAAAAGCAAGAUACGCUCGACAAGCAUCCCUGAUAGCUCAGUCUGGUGAAGGCAGUUGUAGUGUAGAGAGCAGCAGUAGGAUAGAGGACCUAAUGCACGACUACGCUCAGCCAACACCCAUGCAGAAUGGUGUGCAACAAGUUGCAGACAGGGAGGAAGAAGACGACGAAGAGGAGGAGGAGGCUACUACCACUCCAGUGAAGAGGCCAUUGGAAGAAGACUCUUCUUCUUCUUCAAACAAAAAGGGUAGAACAGGAAGACGGACGUACAGCUGUGUGCAAUGCGGGUUAACAACCAAAUGGCCAAGGGAAUUUUUGGCUCACAGGAAGGAUGUGCACGGAGACAGGAUUACGAUUCACGACUGCCCUUUCUGCGAGUAUGCUUCCAAGCAACCACAAAAGCUCCAACGGCACUGUAACAUAGUUCACAAAGAUGAGAUGCAGCGUGGGGAGGCUACAAUGCGAGAAGCAACCACAGCACGUAAAACAGUGGUCGCAGGAUUUGCGAGAGACACUUUUUACAAAUGUGGGCAAUGCUCAUUCCAGGCUAAGAGCCGCUUUCUUGUUGCCGAACAUGAGCGCACGUCUCACUUGAAGAAGAGGUUCUUCCGUUGCCUUCAGUGUGGUUACGUGAGUCACGAUCGUGCCCGUUAUGCCAGGCAUUUACGACAUCACAAUUUGCCCAAGGUCAAGUGUCCUCAUUGUGACUUCAGGACUGCAUACAGAUGGAACAUGGAUCGCCACAUGAAGUAUCACACCAGUGAAGGAAACUUUCAGUGCGACAAGUGCGUGUACAAGACCAUGUCAAGGCAAAGCCUUACUGCACACUGUCUCCAUCAUCACAAUGAUAACCUGAAAGAGUUGUCUGAUACUGAAGUAGGAGGUGCAGGACCAACUGAGGGUGAUACAGAUGACAACAGGCUAAUGAUAGAUGAGCGCCCUCAAGAGAAGCAGCCGCAGCAGCAGCAGACAAGGAAUCCACCACUCAAGCUGACACUGAGGAGAAGUGGGGGCAUUAUAGAGUCCAAACCAAGCAGUUCAAGCACCAGUGCCAUCUCUAUGAUCAAGUGCCGCUACUGCCCACAAAAGAUGAUGUGGCCAUCAGAAAUGAAGAAGCAUGAUGCAACACACUUCAAGAUGACAAAAAAGCAUGGAUGUCCCAUGUGUGAUGUCCGCUUCGAUCGUCUGGAACACAUGGAGGCUCAUAUCCUAAAAGAUCACCGCAAAGAGGAAACACCACAGCGAGCGCACCAAGCAAAUGGCACACGUCAAGGUGGCAGCCCAAUUCGCACAACGAGUACCCCUAUAAUUAUUGAGCUGGGAAAGUCUGACGAUGCUAGGCGUGCCUCUUCAUCUGGGAGGACUCUGGACAUACCUAUUAAAAGCAAGCAGGCGUUGCACCGUUGUACUACAUGUGGAUACACAACACGGUGGAUCUCCGAGCUGAAGAAGCACGAGUUAGUACACGGGACUACAAAGCCAUUCAAUUGCAAGUACUGUUCGUACUCAAGUCGCUGGAAGGGAGAUAUCACGCGACAUGUCUUCCGGAUGCACAAGGAUCACGUGGGAGACACGGACGAGGAGGAGGAUCCAAAGUCAAGUCACGUGCUAAGGUUUCUUCUUUCCCAGCCACAGGAGUCUGGUGAACAGCAGCAGCCUGCAGCCCCAGAAGUGAAGACGCUUGUCCCCAAUCAGCAACAGAAGAAAUCUGUGGAAGCUUCACCGUACCAGCCAAACAUAGAGUAUGUCCCAAAGGCCCCUUCGGGGCAGAUACCAAAGAUUGUGAAAAAAUUUAAAUGCCCACAAUGCUCCUUCUUGACAAGGACAGCUUCACGUUUCCAUGUUCACAUGAUCCAGCAUUUGAACAAGCGUCCUUUCAUGUGUUCGACAUGCCACUAUCGUUCCAACUGGCAGUGGGAUGUUAACAAGCAUAUCAAGAGCAAGUCUAACAAUGAUACGGACCACAAGAAUGCUGAGCUCAUAGUCAUGGAUGAAACCGGGUUCAAGAACUAUGCAAAGUACCAAAUUUAUCUGGUGGAUGUAGAAGAAAGUCCAAAGGGGGAUCGUAUCUUGGAACUGACAGAAAAGACUCAGCAAGUGCAACAUGUAGACCCAACUGAUGCAGAGGAAACAGAAAAUAUUGUUGUGACACCAGAUAUUGUUUACCCAGACCAAGAAGAGCAGGGCUCUUGCUCAGCAUCGGAAGCACCACCUCAGGCUGCUUUCUAUUGUGGACACUGUAACUUUAGUAAUCUGGACAAGAGAACUGUUGUCAACCAUCUUGGAACCCAUGCUGGCAAUCGACCAUACAAGUGCCGAAUCUGUGAUUUUGUGUCAAAGUGGUAUCACUUGGUUCUGAUGCAUGUGCGCCACCGUCACAGUGGCACGGUUAGAGAUGUGGAAAGCAGGGUGUCUUACGUUGAGGAAGGCAACAUCCUACGAAUAGGAGAAGAUGAACCAGAAAAACAACACUCCAUUGCAAAUGAUGGGGAUUCACGUACGUUCCGGUGCAAUAUCUGCCCAUAUCGCUGUGCAAAGUUGUGUCACAUGGAAUUCCAUAUGAAGCAACACACACAAAAAGAAGGUGCUAUCUUCAAAUGUGAGUAUUGUCCAUACUACGUGAAGUUCAAGAAGACGUUGGCAAGGCACCAGAUGCUGCACAAGCAAAAAGGAGAGAUGCCAAUACAGAGUAACAAGAAACUUCCGGCAUCAUCAGUAUCAUUGCAGACCUCAGAUACAUCAAGACUUGAUACACUGCACAAGAGCCCUAAGCAUCCACUGGGCUCCAUGUUUAGUGGCCAAGUGACAAAGAGACAUAUCUGUGAGCAGUGUCCAUACACUUCUGACAACAAAACUCAGUACCUAUACCACAAGCAAUUCCACAGGCCAAACAAGCAUGCUCCCUUCAAGUGCACUCACUGCUCCUACUGGUCGACACAUAACCAUCUUAUGGCACAACACAUGAAAAUACACAAGCCUUCUGACCCAGUCAAGGUGCAACCAGAGAUAAGCAUGACUAGUUCAAUUCCGACUACCAUAGCAAUUGUAAAUGGUGCACCUAGGAAGAUGUUCAAGUGCCGCUUCUGCCCUUUGAUGAACAAAAGGAGGGCUAAUGUUAAAGUACAUGAGCGCAUGCACAUCGGGAUGAAGAAUGCACGCUUCCAGUGUGUACUUUGCAGCUACAAAUGCAACAACACUGGUGUGCUUGCAAGCCACAUGAAGCUUCAUAAAGCCGAAAAUCCAGAUCUUGAUGUGGCCCGCAUGCGAAUGUUCUGCGACAACCUCAACUCUCUCACCACUCCAGCAACCAACCGUGUGGAGACAUCACCAUCACCAGUCCCACAAAAGAUUGCUGCAGUGAAGGAAAGUGCAAAGUCACCACAUCGCAAGAAGAUAUUCAGCUACUUCUGUGAGAAGUGUCCUGCAAUGUUCAAGAGCCACACAGACCUUGACACCCACAAGACAUAUCACAGCUCACCGUACCCAUACCAUUGCCACUUGUGUGAUUACCGGGCCCGCCACAAGCCGCAUCUACACAAGCACCUUUUGGUCCACACGCCAGAGUAUGCGGAGAGGCAAAACGGUUUCACCCUUGCAGAGAUCAGAAAUCAAGACCGCCAGCAGUCUCCUGCCGAGCCGGAUGAUCCGUUGCCAUCUGGUGCUGCGGACCAGAUGCUCCUUUUAGAGGAAGCAGAAACUCGUGCCUUUGUGGAUGCAAGCAGUUGUAGCACUGGACCUCCACAGAAUACCCCAACAAAAGUGUACAGAUGCAAUCGUUGUCCAGCAUCAUUCCAAAAGGCAACCACAUUGGAGUACCAUGUUAGUUUACACGGCAGUGCUGGUGUGUACGCGUGCCACUUCUGCAAUUACGCCGCAAACAGUGCUGCAAAUGUCAAUGCUCAUUCUCAGUUGCACUACAGGGGGGCACUUAAACAGCGCCAACCUCCUAAACUGUUUCGGUGCCACAAAUGCCCAGCCUCCUUUUCAAAGCAAAACCGGUACGAGAGCCAUCUCACUCUGCAUGGACGCAAUGAACGUUUCCGCUGUAGCCACUGUGACUAUGCAGUCAAGUUUGCUGCAAACUUGGUCAAGCACAGAAAGCUCCAUGAAGGCAUGCCCCCUGAACCUGUUGCACUCAGCAGUGUUGCAUCAUCAUCUGCGGCAGCGUCCCCAGCAGUUAUCACAUUGUCAUCACAAUCGUCGACACCUGAUCGCAGUGAGAAGGCUCCUCUCACACCAGUUACUCCAGCAGUUGUAGAAGAGAAAGUGGUGUACGGGUGUAGUCGUUGCCCAUACACCUAUCACAGGAGGGAAACCGUGCUAAAUCACCUGAAGCAUCAUGGCACGACGGAUGGGAUCUGCUGCUCUUACUGUGACUUUUAUGCAGCAUCAGUGUCUGUAAUGAGGGACCAUGUCCGCAUUCAUUUCCAGCUAACACGACGCGUAAAGCCACAAGCUUUUAUGGCUUCCAACAAAGUUGAGAUUUUGUAUGUGAGUGCGUCUGAAAAAAACAUGCUGCUCUUUGGUGAUGCUGGUGAAGGAUGCAAAGGAGAUCGUUUCUAUCCUGAUGACAUACCUGAUGAAGAAGUUGAAGAGAUCCCACCGUUGGUUACCAUCAAGCAAGAGGUCGUGGAAGAAGAAUGCUCAGAAACACGUGACGAUGAAUCAACCAUCGUUGAUGUUGCAUCACUUGAAGAGGAACGCCAGUGCGAGUCUAUUGAAGAAGACUAUGAGUGUGAUGAGAUAACUGCAGCAAGUCGACAAGCUCUCGAGGACCUCCUCACCAAUGUUGUUACUCUUACAAAGAAUGAAGAUUCUCACGUCAGUGAACCUCGGGUAGUUGAUGUUGUCAUUGUUCCUGAACCACCAGUGCAAGAGGUAGAUGAUAUGACAUCUGACGAGCCAGCAAUGGUCUCAAGUCCAAAGGUCGAUAUGCUGCAGAGCAGUGAUCCUGAGCCAAUCAGUGAUGUUGCACAAACAACACAACUGGAGGGGGACUUGAGCCCACAGGAACAGGCGCUGACUCUAAGUCCCAAAUCUGACACACAAGAGAGUGCAGAGGAGCUGCUCAACAUGAUAUGCUAUCAGAAUGGAAUGGACUAUGAGGAAGGGCACAGUCCGCACAGCCCAACGGAAGAAGUUAUUGUAGGAGAAGUGGAGUGCGAGACAGUUGAUGACGAUGUUGUUGAUGAAUGCCAUGACGAGUUUAUGGUGCUUGAUGAAAUCACAAGCUCCCAUGGAACCUCAAUAACAGCUGAAGAGGACAAGAACGUGAGUGACGUUGCAGAGGAUUUAAUUUUAGACGAGGCAGAUGAAAACAAGUUUGAGGAAGAAAGAUACUUGGAACAUGGUAACUCCGACAAGCCACUGGUCGAGGUUGAGACAAUCAACAGCGCAGCGGAAGACAGAGAAGAUGUAAUUGAAAUAGAAGACACUGUAGUAGAAGAAAGCAUUGAAGAGCAUGUGGAAGAAAGCAUUGAAGAGCAUGUGGAAGAAAGCAUUGAAGAGCAUGUGGAAGAAAGCAUUGAAGAGCAUGUAGAAGAAAGCAUUGAAGAGCAUGUGGAAGAAGAGCACUGUGUUGAAGACAGCAUUCUGGAAGGAGUUGAUGAUAAAUCAAAUUGUCCAUCAGAUGAAACCAGUGGGGAUGUCCUUGUACCAGAAGAUGUCUUCAAAAUGCAGUCUCCUAACAAAGGCAAGCAAGCUGCAUCGAUAGAGAACGAAAAUGACCAAGUUGCCAUAGAAGUUGAUAUCAGUGUAAGCGUCGAUGAUGAGGAACAGCCUCACAAUGUCAACGGCAUUGAUGCUUCAGACCUCGAACAUACAAAACAAGAUACUGAAAUGUUAGAGCAAACCACCAAAGAAUGUCUCCAAUUUUCUGAAACAACCAAAGAAGUAGCUGAACCGGACAAUAUUACAGUGCAAAAUUUUGUGACCACGACGUGAUGUGCAUACAAGGUGACUUUUAUAAAGCCACUGUAGCAUUGGUAUACACAUGACUGCUGUGACACAUGGACACGGAUAUAUGUAAUGCAUCGUGAAUAGGAGGUGCUGUGUUGUGUAGACUGUCUAUGGAAUUUAAACACCAUUUGUGCAGACAGUGAAAAUCAAGGUUGGGAACUGCUAGAAGCACUGCCUUGGCUUUAGCAUUUGUUUAUGUUGGCAUUCGCCGAGACAAGCAAAGGUAUUCCAUUUCAAUGAAGUGAGAUGUGUGUACUAGUUUAUAUUUAAUUCACAAUGUGAUUUUACACUUUUGACUCGAGUUGUGAGCAGCAGACCUUGCUUGUGUAGCUUUGGUUUUAUAUGAAUGAACCUUUUCACCAGUCAGGUGUUAAUUUUGUUUCUGCAUGAUAACUUCCGAAUAACAGAAGAAACUGUUCGCUGUACUCCGACAUGUGAAAGAUGGUAAUAAAACUUUUGUUACACCAACA